Molecule: messenger RNA, 1131 nt
Organism: Fulvia fulva
Lineage: Eukaryota; Fungi; Ascomycota; Dothideomycetes; Mycosphaerellales; Mycosphaerellaceae
Product: Phosphatase 1 regulatory subunit SDS22
Exons: 3
Coding region: 1-1131 (376 amino acids)
Molecular function (GO): protein binding
Source: RefSeq, a predicted model, not a curated record
AUGGCUGAUCAACAAAACGGAACUUCGGGGCACCCACCACCUCUCCAGAAUGGCACCAACGCCAGUACGAACGGCACGCACGCCACGGCGAGAUCAGCGUCAGGGCGGGAUGGCAAGCUGCGGGUGAACAAGCAAGACAAGCAAGCAACUCUGGCCAAUCCUGAAGCUCUCGAAGACUCCGACUAUUCAGAUGAAGAUGCUCCCCCACCCGAUCAGAUCGCCGCCGACGAAGAUCUGCUGGAGGGCGUAGACCCGGAAGAGGAGGACAUCGAACUUCUACACUCCAAAAUCACAUCGAUACCCGCCCUCCGCCUCGAACGCUACAAGAACAUCAAGCGACUAUGUCUUCGCCAGAACCAAAUCCAGCGCAUCGAACUACCCGAAUCGAGUCGGCCACAACUCGAAGAGCUGGAACUGUAUGACAACCUCAUCAAGCACAUCGACGGCGUGGAAGACUGCACGGCACUCACACAACUCGACCUGAGCUACAACAAGAUCAAGCACAUCAAGCACCUCGCCAAGCUCACAAAACUCGACCACCUCUACUUCGUACAGAAUCGCAUAUCCAAAAUCGAAGGCCUCGAAGAGUUGACGCAGCUGACAUAUCUGGAGCUUGGCGCGAACCGCAUCAAAGAAAUUGACGGGAUCGAGACAUUGACGAAGCUGGAGUCAUUAUGGCUAGGACAAAACAAAAUCACUGAGCUCAAGGGCCUCAGCACAUUGAGCAACCUUCGCAGUCUCAGCAUACAAGCCAACCGCCUCACAUCACUGAACGGCAUCGAAUCGAUACCGCAAAUCACCGAACUCUACGUCAGCGACAACAAGAUCACAUCCCUGGAGCCCUUACGACAUAACACGAAGCUGGAAAUGCUCGACUUCCAAUCAAAUCCCAUCUCAUCCCUCGCCGGUUUGGAGGACUUGAAGGAGCUUGAGAACGUGUGGGCAUCGAAUUGCCAGGUUGACAGCUUCCAGGAGAUAGAAAGAGCACUGAAGGACAAGGAGAAGUUGGACGAGGUUUACUUCGAGGGUAAUCCGGUGCAGAGGCAGAAUCCCGUGCUGUAUAGGAACAAGGUCCGGCUGGCUUUGCCGCAGGUUACGAAGAUUGAUGCAGCGUAUGUGAAACAGACAUAG